CAUAUAUUAUGUGCCACCCCCACCCCCCAUAGACAGUCAUAUCCUACAAGGAAAGCGCGAAAUGAAUGCUAUGGUCUCUAUGGAGUAGAUUUCUCCCUUGCUGCUUAAGAUAAGGUUCCAUUGUUUGUGUCUCCCUCCAUCAAAGAAUUAUCAAUCAAAACCCCAAAUCUCGUUCGCGAGCUGUGGCCAACACUCACCCACACACGCUUCCUUCGUCUCCCUCGAGCAGCAGGAAGCGCGCGGCCGAAGAAAGAAAUCUGAUUCUUCCCCUCUGUAUUGUCUCUUCAUCAAUCAAAACCAACGCCAAAGAAUCUUUCCUUUUCAUUUCUUUGAACAAAGAUUCAAUCUUUCUCUGGAGCCCUCCAUCCCGUCGGUCUCAAUCUAAUCGAAUCCGGAAUUUGGCCCCUCCCAUUGAGACCCAAUGACCGCGACUGCUCUGCAAACCUCGCUUUUACUCAACCCGCUCUCUUUCUCGUCCUCUUUCCCUUCGCCCUCUCGGAGCCGCCUUGGAGCUGUUUCCGUGAAGCAGCAUCGGUUUUCCCGCCAGCUCAGAUUGACCCUCAACUGCACUGUGCGUCCCCACAGUGUGAAUUCUUCCCGAGAAGAGCCAGAAGUUACUGAGUUGAGAAUCCGAGAUGGAGGGGACGGUAGAAUUUUGGACAAAAUUGACCAGAGUGGGGCGGAGGUGGGGAGUAUUGGCUCCAUGGAAGUGCAAGAAGAGGUAAAACCAGAUGGUUUAGUUGAGAAAGCGAAGAGGCUUCCGGUUGUGGUGUUCUUAUUGGGAUUGGUUGCUGGGAUUAAGAAAGGGUUGCUGUGGAUUUUACCGACCGAGCUUUUCGAUUGGGUGCUAAUGUGGAAGCAUGAAAAGAGAAUGCAGUUGUUGAUAGCAGAUGCUGAUGCUAACCCCAAUGAUGCGAAUAAGCAGAGUGCAUUGUUGGCUGAGCUGAAUAAGGACAGCCCGGAGUUAGUCAUCAAGCGAUUUGAAGAUAGGGCUUAUGCGGUAGACAGUAGAGGAGUUGCAGAAUAUCUCCGAGCUCUUGUGGCCACUAAUGCUAUUGCUGAGUUUCUACCUGAUGAGGAUUCUGGAAAGCCUUCUACUCUUCCUUCUUUGUUACAAGAAUUGAAACAACGUGCCUUAGGGAAUUUGGAUGAUCCAAUCUUGAACCCUGGGGUUUCUCAGAGGCAGCCAUUACAUGUUGUUGUGGUUGAUCCUAAGGAGUCAAAAAAAUCACCACGUUUUAUUAAUGAGCUUCUCUCCACUGCCGUGUUUGCACUUGCUGUUGCUUUGUUAUGGUAUACGGCUAGUGCAGCUCAAAAAUAUAUUGGUAGCAUUGGCGGUGUAGGUGCUUCAGGUGCUGGCUCAAGUUCAUCUUUUUCCCCUAAAGAGUCAAAUAAGGAAAUCAAGCCUGAAAAGAAUGUCAAAACAUUCAAAGAUGUCAAAGGCUGUGAUGAUGCCAAAAAGGAGCUCGAGGAGGUUGUCGAAUACCUUAAAAAUCCCACUAAGUUCACAAGGCUUGGGGGGAAAUUGCCCAAGGGCAUUCUUUUGACUGGAUCACCUGGAACCGGAAAAACUUUACUGGCAAAAGCAAUUGCUGGAGAAGCAGGGGUUCCUUUCUUCUAUAAAGCGGGCUCUGAGUUUGAAGAGAUGUUUGUGGGAGUUGGUGCACGUCGUGUUAGAUCGUUAUUUCAAGCAGCUAAGAAGAAGGCUCCUUGCAUAAUUUUCAUUGAUGAAAUUGAUGCCAUCGGGUCAACUCGGAAGCAAUGGGAGGGUCACACCAAGAAAACACUGCAUCAAUUACUAGUUGAAAUGGAUGGUUUUGAGCAGAAUGAGGGUAUCAUCUUGAUGGCUGCAACGAACUUGCCAGAUAUACUUGACCCGGCUUUAACCAGGCCGGGUAGAUUUGACAAACAUAUUGUUGUUCCAAAUCCAGAUGUUCGAGGUCGUCAAGAAAUACUAGAACUCUAUUUAAAGAACAAACCCGUUGAUGUUGAUGUUGAUGCGAAUGCUAUUGCUCGUGGAACACCAGGCUUCAAUGGGGCAGAUCUUGCAAACCUUGUGAAUAUAGCUGCUAUUAAGGCUGCUGUUGAAGGUGCUGAGAAGUUAACUGCUUCACAGAUGGAGUUCGCAAAAGACCGGAUAAUGAUGGGAACAGAGCGGAAGACUAUGUUUCUAUCUGAAGAGUCGAAGAAGCUAACAGCAUAUCAUGAGAGUGGACACGCAAUUGUUGCAAUGAACACGGAAGGUGCACACCCGAUCCAUAAGGCAACGAUAAUGCCACGUGGGUCCGCCUUGGGGAUGGUGACGCAGCUCCCUUCAGAUGAUGAGAGCUCAGUCAGCAAAAAACAGUUAUUAGCACGGCUUGAUGUUUGUAUGGGAGGGAGAGCUGCCGAGGAGCUUGUCUUUGGUCAAGACCAUAUCACCACAGGAGCGAACAGUGAUCUCCAGACUGCUACUGAACUCGCCCGUUACAUGGUGGCAUCUUGUGGGAUGAGUGACACGAUCGGACCGAUUCAUAUAAAAGAACGGGCGAGUGCGGAUACGCUAUCGCGCAUUGAUGCCGAAGUGGCUAAACUCUUAAGAGAAGCUUACGACCGUGUGAAGGUUCUCCUAAAAAAGCAUGAGAAGGCAUUACAUGCUUUGUCCAGAGCUCUUCUUGAGCGCGAGACAUUGAAAGCCGAAGAAAUAAAGCAAAUCCUUCUUCCCUACGGUGAAGCUCAACCCUCUGCAGAUAGUACAGAACACCAACAACAACAAGAGGACGAGGAACUUGCGUUGGUUUAGAUUUGGCUCCUCUCUACGUGUGUGGGGUCCGUUUGGCAUUAGCUUCAACUGCUCGGAGGGGAGACUCUCCGCGGGGCAACGACUCGGUACAUCAAUUUUUAUUCAAAUGAUAUAUGAAUUCGUGUCGUUUUCUAGGCGGGAGGAUGGGGAUGGGUGCAAUAGAUUGAUUGGAAUGGACUAGCUUUUUUAAUUGGAUCAAAUUGUAUUUUUGUUCUAUAACUUUAGUGCAGUGUUUUGGGCAAAUUACAUGUACAGUCAUUGGGCAUUUGACAUUAUUGUACACAAACGUGUUCAGUUCCUCGUAAUUAUUUCUCAUUUUCUACACCAAACCAAACGAACCCUUCAUGUAUCAUUGUAUCACCAAGAGUUUGGGCUGAGAUCAAU
Cuscuta campestris is the source of this 3166-nucleotide messenger RNA. The record is from the annotation of a GenBank genome assembly. NCBI's taxonomy places the organism in Eukaryota, Viridiplantae, Streptophyta, Magnoliopsida, Solanales, Convolvulaceae.